This is a messenger RNA of Dunckerocampus dactyliophorus (ringed pipefish), 2354 nucleotides long. Its product is annotated as zinc finger protein RFP-like. The record is from RefSeq and is a predicted model, not a curated record. The coding region runs from base 190 to 1914 and encodes 574 amino acids. NCBI's taxonomy places the organism in Eukaryota, Metazoa, Chordata, Actinopteri, Syngnathiformes, Syngnathidae. Gene Ontology annotation, molecular function: zinc ion binding; protein binding. The transcript is spliced from 7 exons.
ACGGGCAUGGUGACGAGCAGAUCUGCAGCAUUCCUCUCCGUCAGUGCUCAGGUGAGUCAACCAACUUAGCCCUUGGACGCUGAGGACACACACCUUUCCCUACAGGGACAAAGGGCAUGAUUCCUAAGAGUCACCUGCUCUGACGCCACCGCAGAGGACGCGUGCCCAAGACCAUGGCAGCUGCAGAAAAUGGCCUCCCAUUGUGACACACAGACCGAAAAGCAGUUGGAGUGUCCUGUGUGUAAACAGGUGCUCGCCGACCCCGUUACUACACCGUGCGGACACAACUUCUGCCAGGCCUGCCUCCAGGGCGUGUGGGACAACAGCGACAUGUGCCGUUGCCCUGCCUGCAACAAGGCCUUUGCCGAACGGCCAGAAAUCUGUGUCAACGCCGCCUUCAAGGAGCUGGCUGACACCUUCAGGAGAAUGACACUCCUUGACCAUUCUUCAUCCUUGCCGCUGUGCGCUGCAAAAGACACUGACGUGACAUGCGACGUAUGCUCUGUCGCUUCUCUGCGGGUGUCAGCCCUCAAGUCCUGCUUGGUGUGUCUCACCUCGUACUGCCACAUUCACUUGGAGCCCCACCGCAGGGUCGCAUCCUUACGGAUGCACAGGCUCAUGGAGCCGGCCACUGACUUGCGGGAGCGUCUGUGCAGUAAGCACGAUAAGCUCCUGGAGAUGUUCUGUCGGGACGAGCAGCAGUGCGUGUGCCAGUUCUGCACUGAGAGUGAGCACAAAGGUCACCAGAUCAUUCAGAUCGAGGAGGAGGCCGAGGAGAGGAAGCUCCAGAUGAAGAAGACAGAGGCCGAUUUUGAGCAGAUGAUCCAGGAGCGACAGAACAAAGUGGAGGAAAUCCAAAAUGGUCUCAAGCUUAGCACGAUGAGUGCAGACGAGGAGAAGACAAAGAACGAGCGCCUCUUCACCUUUCUGAUUGACUUGGCCGAGGAAAGACGGGCAGAGGUCGCCGCCGAAAUUGGUGAGAGGGAGAGGGCAGCUAAGUUGAGGGCUGACAGCCUCAUGGGCGAGCUUCGGCAGGAGAUUGCGAAGCUCCAGGAGAGGAAUGCAGAGCUGACAAAACUGAGGGACACGGAGGACCAUCUGCACCUCCUCCAGGUUGGCAUGAGGUGUCAAGAUAUUGUUACAUGCAGUGUGACCUCUGACCUCCCUGUUAAUGUGGGACAGAGGUUCCCUUUGUUGACAUCGCCUCCACCCACCAGAGAGUGGGCAGAGAUCAGCGUCAACCCUGAGAUCUGCGUGGGGACAGCGAGAAGGGCGUUGUCCCAACUGGAAGCCGCAUUGAAGAGCGAGCUGGAGAGUGUGAAAACAGAGGAUAUAAAGAGGAUGCAGAAUUAUGCAGUGAACGUGGAGCUCGACCCAGACACUGCCCAUCCCAACAUUUCUCUGUCAGCUGACGGCAAGCAGGUAGGCCGUGCGGAGAUACUGCACGCCGUGGCUGACAACCCUCAGCGCUUUGACCCCGUCAUCUGCGUUCUGGGCAAAAGAGGCUUUUUGUCUGGAAGAUUCUAUUUCCAGGUGGAUGUGGGAACAAAGACCUUUUGGGAUAUGGGCGUGGUCAAAGAGUCCGUCAACAGGAAGGGCCAGAUCACAUCCAAGCCAGAGAACGGCUUCUGGACGGUGCGGCUGAGGGGCGGGGACGAGUACCGCGCACUGGACUCUCCGUCAGUCCUUCUGAACCUCAAUGUGAAGCCACGGACAAUCGGUGUGUUCACCGAUUACGAGGAGGGGACCGUGUCGUUCUUUGACGUGGACACUAGGUCUCACAUCUACACCUUCACUGGGUGUGUGUUUUUGGAGAGAGUUUUCCCAUUUUUUAGCCCUGGAAGUUGUGAUGAAGGGAGGAACACGGCGCCGCUGAUCAUCACAACUGUGAGUCACCAAACAGAGGCCCCUUGACCAGGAACAGAUCCAGUAUUAAUUAGUGAUGUCUUUGAUUUCCCCCCACCACGUCUUUGAUUUUGUUUUGUUUUUUUAAUUCAUUACCUGCCUAAAAGUUGAUUUCUGCUUCUAUGUCAAGGCGACGGCACGUUACUCCCCCAACAAGCCCUCCGGUGUGCAACUAAAAAAAAAAUCACGGUGCGGACUGUUAGGGCUGUGACUGGUUGAUUUUUACAUAAUUUCAGGUGUGUAUUGUGCAUGUUCAUUGGGUGUACACAUUGAUUAACCCUCUCCGUCUCUCGUCAGACACCAUUGUUCAUUCAAUGAAAUGAAUUAAAUCUGCUCCAUCUUCUUCACUGUUCAAAUAAACACUGAAAUGUAAUUGCAUUUCCCAUAAUUCCAUCAUAAACAUCAUAAAUCUGUGUGAGUUGUGAGUGGAAUUAAACUAAAUAAAAGCU